GACCUACAUGGUGUUUCACGAAGACUCUGAAGGCAACGGAGAAAACACGGGGUUUUAUAGUGCCCACGUCCUUCUGCUAGCCGAAACCGAGGAAGAGCUCACGAAAAAAAAGGAGUCGAAGAGGAUCGCUUUUCCUAAAGCAAGAUUAGAGGAAAGCUCCGACGAUGAUGUUCCAAGUAAAAAAACGCAACAGAAGAAGGUGUCACAGAGGCAAAAACAGCUGCGAACAACCUCGAAGAAUGCUGUGUAUAGCGAAAUAUUGGAAAAGCAUUUACAUCACGCCCACAAAAGCACCAAGGCAGGGCCUUCUGACCGAAUUCAUCGGGCACAGUCAGUCCCAAAAAGGUUGCGGCAGGAGUCAGUCAGUUCAUCAGAUGAAGACGAUUCUUUAUGCUCAGCGACAGAGCUGCGCCAAGCACAAGCAGAGACUCGUGCCUGGAGAACAAAAGCAAGACAGCUUGAAGAGGACAAGAAAUUUUUGAAAGAGCAGGUUUCCUCACUGCAGCGCUGCUUAGAAAGUAAAAUAUUUCAAGCUGAAAAAAGCAGCGAGUGCGAAUAUUUCAGGCGAAAUGAAGGUAAGUGAUUCUGCAAACACCACAGUUUGUGAGUCCUGCAUAAAUAAAACAGUAUAAAUGGCAGGCUUGGUUCAUGGCAUACACCUUUCAAAUGUGAGCUCAUCUUGUAAA
Ixodes scapularis (black-legged tick) is the source of this 686-nucleotide messenger RNA. RefSeq lists its product as uncharacterized. The record is from RefSeq and is a predicted model, not a curated record. Bases 8 to 583 code for a protein of 191 amino acids. Lineage: Eukaryota; Metazoa; Arthropoda; Arachnida; Ixodida; Ixodidae. The transcript is spliced from 5 exons.